Molecule: messenger RNA, 1035 nt
Organism: Penicillium angulare
Lineage: Eukaryota; Fungi; Ascomycota; Eurotiomycetes; Eurotiales; Aspergillaceae
Gene: nbp35
Product: Fe-S cluster-binding ATPase
Exons: 2
Coding region: 1-1035 (344 amino acids)
Biological process (GO): iron-sulfur cluster assembly
Cellular component (GO): cytosol
Molecular function (GO): 4 iron, 4 sulfur cluster binding; ATP-dependent FeS chaperone activity; ATP binding
Source: RefSeq, a predicted model, not a curated record
AUGGCACCAUACGUGGAAGAGCCAAACGAUGAGGCAUCUUUCGCCGCGCCAGCCAAGCGGGCACCGAACCUGGUAGCCCCAGAACCAGAGCACUGCCCUGGGCCCGAGUCUGAGAAGGCCGGUCAAGGCGAUGCAUGUGCAGGAUGUCCGAAUCAGCAAAUUUGCGCCUCCGCGCCUAAGGGACCCGACCCCGAUAUCCCGAUUAUCACCGAACGACUCUCUCAGAUCCGACACAAGAUCCUCGUUCUUUCCGGUAAAGGCGGAGUCGGAAAAUCCACCUUUUCGACCCUACUCGCACAUGCCUUUGCGGCGAACCCAGACUCAACCGUUGGAAUCAUGGAUACGGAUAUUUGUGGACCCUCUAUCCCGAAGAUGAUGGGCGUCGAGGCGGAGACUAUUCACGUCAGUAAUGCCGGCUGGAGCCCUGUUUGGGUUACGGAUAAUCUGGGCGCGAUGAGUGUGCAGUUUAUGCUGCCGAACAGGGACGAUGCAGUUAUCUGGCGUGGACCCAAGAAGAAUGGACUGAUCAAGCAGUUCCUCAAGGAUGUGGACUGGGGUGAGCUGGAUUACUUGAUUGUCGAUACCCCACCUGGAACAUCCGACGAGCAUUUGUCUGUCAAUUCCCUGCUUAAAGAAUCUGGUGUCGACGGUGCGGUGGUUGUGACUACCCCGCAAGAGGUUUCGCUACUCGAUGUCCGCAAGGAGAUUGACUUCUGUCGCAAGGCGGGAAUUCCUAUUCUCGGAUUAGUCGAGAAUAUGUCUGGCUUUGUGUGUCCGAACUGUACGCACGAGUCGCAAAUUUUCCGGGCGACUACAGGUGGAGGGCGCCGGCUGGCUAAGAAAAUGGGGAUUCCAUUCUUGGGAGCUGUGCCUCUCGAUCCUCGCGUUGGUAUGGCGUGCGACUAUGGCGAGAGUUUUGUAGAAAAUUUCCCUGAUAGUCCUGCGUCGAAGGCUAUUAAGCGAGUUGUUCGAGCAGUUGGAGAAGCGGUUGGAGAAAAUGCGGACGAUGUUCUCCCCGAGGACAUGGUUGGUUGA